Molecule: messenger RNA, 713 nt
Organism: Umbelopsis ramanniana AG
Lineage: Eukaryota; Fungi; Mucoromycota; Umbelopsidomycetes; Umbelopsidales; Umbelopsidaceae
Exons: 4
Coding region: 232-543 (103 amino acids)
Cellular component (GO): mitochondrial matrix
Molecular function (GO): metal ion binding; protein folding chaperone; ATP binding
Source: RefSeq, a predicted model, not a curated record
ACGAAAUGUUAUCUUUUCAAUGGCGGUUGCUCGGCCCUUUUCUGCUUAAUUGAGCCUGUGUUCAUUUUUUGUGGGUGUUUUCCGUAAUUGUAUACGCCACAUUCAAGCUGCACCGAAAGAACGAGAAAACAAACGUUUCGAAACAUGUACGUUAUCCCACGCAUUUAAUUUCAGUCUUCAGAAAACAAAAACAAUAGGUGAUUUUCUCUCCAAUUCGAUCUUUUGUGAACGAUGUCUGCCAGCAAACUCAAGAACAUUGUCCCUCUUCUCGACCGCGUCCUUGUUCAAAGAAUCAAGGCUCAAGAGAAAACUGCCUCUGGUAUUUUGAUUCCAGAGAAGGCUCAGGAAGCUCUUAAUGAAGGUUAUGUCGUUGCCACUGGUAAGGGUGCUCUUGACAAGGAUGGCAAGCACAUCCCCACCCAAGUUGACGUUGGUGACAAGGUUUUGCUCCCUCCCUAUGGCGGCAGUAGCGUCAAGAUCAACAGCGAGGAGUUCCUUCUUUUCCGUGAUUCCGAGAUUCUCGCCAAGGUCACCGAUAACUAAGUAAAAAGCAUUGCAUUUUCGUCCUUUUUAAUAACAUGUAAAUCUACCCAUCGGCCGUCUGUAGUCAGUGCGGUUUCCCCUCAAAAGUAAGACAAUAGAAUUCCAGGUGACCCUUGUCAAUUUUACUGCCGUAUGCCCAUGUUGUUUUAUUGUGUGCUGUUACAAAGAUU